Molecule: messenger RNA, 1580 nt
Organism: Myxocyprinus asiaticus (Chinese sucker)
Lineage: Eukaryota; Metazoa; Chordata; Actinopteri; Cypriniformes; Catostomidae
Product: NIF3-like protein 1
Exons: 7
Coding region: 68-1408 (446 amino acids)
Cellular component (GO): mitochondrion; cytoplasm
Source: RefSeq, a predicted model, not a curated record
UCACAUUCUCCAAACGCUGCCGCCAUCAUUCGCUCGUGGAAGUGAGAAGUACACUAUCGCUUUGCUCAUGUUUGCUGGAUUUAGGGAAGUUUCUGGAAGACUCCUCCAAUUCUGCUGCUUCAACAUCAGCUUUAACAUCACCAUUAAAACCAGCACAUAUCGCUCUUGUGCUGAGCUUACUACUUUACAUCAUCGCUCUUUCCCUCUGUCAUCACGAUAUUCCUUAUUCGCUUCUCCUGUUAAAUAUUCCUCUGUCUCGCUUUUGUCUUUUUGUUGCUCCGUUCCAUCACCAUCCUGUAAUUCUCUGCUCAGGUCUUCUAGAGUUUUUCGUUAUCUCUCUCAUUUCACCCCCCCUGCUGGACACAUGGAUUUAAAGGGAGUUCUUGAGGUUCUCGAGCAGCUUGCUCCACUAUCAUUGGCUGAAUCGUGGGAUAAUGUUGGUCUUUUGGUGGAGCCCAGCAAACCACGUCCAAUCAAAACAAUCCUGCUAACCAAUGACCUAACAGCGGCUGUCAUGGACGAAGCUGAGAAGUUGGUUUGCGACCUCAUUAUCUCUUACCACCCACCUCUCUUUAGACCGUUCAAGCGUUUGGUUCAGAAUGACUGGAAGCAGCGAUUGGCUGUCAGAGCGCUAGAGGGUGGCAUUGCAAUUUUCUCACCCCACACUUCAUGGGACAGCGUCAAAGGUGGUGUUAAUGAUUGGCUAGUUGGAGGAAUGGGUAGUGGGCAAGUGUCAGUAUUGAGUCAAGCUCACUCUAGCGCCCCACAGAAACACAGACUUGAAUUCUUGUCUCUAAAUGACGGAGAACUCAACAGCGUUUUGGCUCAACUUAAACACAUAGAGGGCAGUGAAGCCUUCCAUUGCUCUACAAUAAGAAAUGAGGGUGGAGGCCUGCAGGUGAUUUUAACCUGUGCUAGUUCUGCACUGACGGCUGUUGUGGAGAUUCUGGUUUCAGAUCCAAAUACCAACAAAUCCCUAAACAUUACACAAGUCCAACAGCCUCCUUUGUUAGGCUGUGGUCAGGGGCGACUCAGUGUUCUGGAGGAGCCAGUGUCAGUGGCUGCAGCAGUUCAGAAAAUGAAGAGUCACUUGGGAUUGCCCCACUUGAGACUGGCCCUGGGACACCAGCGAACAUUAGACUCUAUGGUGAGGACAGUUGCAGUAUGUGCAGGGUCUGGAGCAUCUGUCAUUCAGGGAGUAAAAGCAGACCUUUACAUCACAGGUGAGAUGUCCCAUCAUGAGGUUCUGGACGCUGUUUCCAAAGGGACGAGUGUGAUUCUCAGUGACCAUAGCAACAGUGAGAGAGGCUUCUUGGCCAUAUUCAAAGAGAGGUUGAACGCGCAACUGGGCGACACGGUUAGCGUAGCUAUCUCGCAAAGAGACAGAGAUCCGCUACAGGUGGUCUGAUCUCGUCCAGUCACACUGCCAGUUAGAUUUCAGUCAUUUUGGACUGUGCAUAGAAAUCACAAAGGAUAAUAUUGUCCCUGCAUGGUCUGACCUUAAUUUUGUAAAUGGCCAAGUAACAUUGUCCCAUAAAAAGUUCACCAUGUCACAUUAAAAAAUCUAUUUACAGCUCUUA